This is a messenger RNA of Polistes dominula (European paper wasp), 1966 nucleotides long. RefSeq names its product Endoplasmic reticulum protein 44 (gene ERp44). NCBI's taxonomy places the organism in Eukaryota, Metazoa, Arthropoda, Insecta, Hymenoptera, Vespidae. Gene Ontology annotation, cellular component: endoplasmic reticulum-Golgi intermediate compartment; endoplasmic reticulum membrane. Gene Ontology annotation, molecular function: protein disulfide isomerase activity. The record is from RefSeq and is a predicted model, not a curated record. Gene Ontology annotation, biological process: protein folding.
AUUUUUCUAACAGAUGGGUGUACGAAUCUCUACUGUCAAAUGAAAGUGUUGUGACAAUUAAGGAUAAGCAAAGUUAAAAUAAGUACAAAUUAAUAAGAAAACAAAAGACAUUUCAUUUUUUAUGGAAAUUUGUGCUCAUUAAUUCCCAUUAAAAACUGAAUAUCGAUUACUCGAAAUAUAUACUAUUCGAGUUUGAUACACUGCAAGUUCGUGACAGUUGACGCACAGCAGAUCACUGAUGGUUGUUCAAAAGUUGUUGUUUGAUUAAUUACUUUUUUGAAAGAUCACAAAAUGCUGGUCUUCUGUGAUAUUUUUGAUUUUAAAGUGCUUAUAUUUGCUUGUCUGUUGAUAUUCUUACCUAAAAGUUUAGGAAACCAAGGUGCUGUUCCACUUACUCAAAAAAAUAUUGAUCAUACAUUAGCAAGCAAUGAACUCGUAUUUAUAAACUUUUAUGCAGAAUGGUGUCGUUUUAGUAAUUUAUUGGCACCAAUAUUUGAAGAAGCAUCUCAAAAAGUACACGCAGCUUUUCCACAACCUGGAACUGUGGUAAUGGGUAAAGUAGACUGUGACAAAGAAGGAUCUGUAGCUUCAAGGUUUCACAUUUCUAAAUAUCCAACAUUAAAGGUUAUUAGAAACGGACAGCCAACUAAAAGAGAAUACAGAGGACAACGCUCUGUUGAAGCUUUUGAACAAUUCAUCAAAAAACAAUUACAAGAUCCUAUUAAAGAAUUCUAUGAUUUGAAAGAAUUAAAUAAUCUUGAUGAUAAGAAGAGAAUGAUUAUUGGAUAUUUUGAUAAUAGAGAUGGUCUGGAAUAUCAAAUGUUCAGAAGGGUAGCAGCAAAUUUGAAGGAUGAUUGUCAAUUUCACGUUGGAUUUGGCACUUGCUCCAAUGAAAAUUGUGAAAUAGGACAGCAUUUUCACUUGGUGGAUGCGAGUAAGGCCAUGCAUCCACCUGGUCAACCAAUUGUUGUCUUCCGAUCGGAUAAAGCAUUAUCUAAUGAUGAGGAUGAAACUUAUAAGGGGAGUUUGAAAAACUUUGACGAAUUAAAUAUUUGGGCUCAAGAAAAAUGUGUCCCGCUUGUGAGAGAAAUUACAUUCGAAAAUGCAGAGGAAUUAACCGAAGAAGGUUUACCUUUCCUUAUAUUAUUCCAUUCACCUGAAGAUACUGAGAGUGUCAAAAAAUACAAAGAUGUUGUAACUAGAACUUUGAUAGAUGAGAAGCAAAACAUUAAUUUCCUUACUGCUGAUGGUUUGAAGUUUGCACAUCCUCUUCAUCAUUUGGGGAAAAGUUCAGCCGAUUUACCGUUAAUCGCGAUCGAUAGUUUUCGUCACAUGUACCUGUUUCCUAGCUUCCAAGAUAUCAAUAUAGAGGGAAAACUGAAAGCUUUUAUUCAUGAGUUAUAUUCUGGAAAACUUCAUCGAGAAUUUCAUCAUGGACCUGAUUUGCCUGGUUUUGAAACACCACAAAUUACAGGACACGUUAAAGUGCCUACAACUCCACCUGAAUCAACGUUUAAAAAUCUUGCGCCGAGUAAAAAUAGAUACACUUUGCUUAGGGAUGAAUUAUAAUAGUGUUCUUAUUAUGGUGAUACAACAAAAUGAAAUGAAACUUACAGAAUGAAAUAACAAAGUAUAGUCUCAUCAACAGCAAAUUAAUUCAAAUUAUUAAACAGAAAAAGAAGCUUCGUAAUAAUACAUACAAGCGAGUAGUGAUCAUCUGUAGUCUAUUUAUACUCUUGGUCUAUAUCGCGUUGAUAAGUCUCAGUUAUAAAAGUGUGUUAGGAGAAUUUUUAUUACUAUUAUGUCUAAUAGCAUUUUAAUUUUUUUUCGUAUUAACAAAUUUUAUUGAAAAUAUAUAAAUUUAUAUAUUUAAUAUUAAAUUAAACGAAAAAAAAAAAAACAUUAAAAUCGUAAAUGUAUAAAGCCUUAUUUCAGAAAUAUAAUAAUCAGAUACUAAUAAUCAUUA